GGAAGUGCAGCCGGUCCUCUGCAGCGUCGCCACGUCCACGUACACGGAGCAGCGCCGAUGGGAUGAACGGAGGGAUCUGAGCUGAACUACUGUCCCCUUUCCCCCCCCGCACGACCCCCAGCGGGACCCCGAGUGCUUGGGCUGCGGUCUGCCCCGAGAGACACCCCCGAGUCCCGGACAGGAGCGGCGCAGAGGCACGCAGGAGUUCGAGUGGUUCCUUGAUGCGUAAACAUGGUGGACUAUUACCAGGUUUUAGGAGUCCAGAGGGAAGCUACAGCAGAAGACAUCAAGAAAGCGUACAGAAAGUUGGCGCUGAGGUGGCAUCCAGAUAAAAACCCAGACAACAAAAUCGAAGCUGAGAAGAAAUUCAAAGAGCUGUCUGAGGCCUACGAGGUCCUCUCCGAUGCCAACAAGCGCUCCUUAUACGACCGCUAUGGAAAAGAAGGGCUAACGGGAAGCAGAGGGAGAGGAGAACAUUUCCAUAACGGAGAUCACUUCCACGAGCCGUUCACCUUCAGAAACCCCGAGGACGUGUUCAGGGAGUUCUUCGGAGGAGCGGACCCUUUCGCAGACUUCUUCGGUCCGAACCCUUUCGGAGAUGAUCCGUUCUUCAGCAGCACCAGGACCCACAGUCGGAGCGGACGACCCCGAACAGGAGGCUCGUUCUUCGGGGGCUUCGUCGGGUUUCCUCCCUUUGGUGGAGGAUUCUCUCCGUUUGACCCAGGUUUUGGAGCGUUCGGUUCCAUGGGAGCGAUGGGGCACAUGGGGCACAUGGGGCACCUCCACAGUCUGAACGGCCUGGGCGGGGCAUGGGCGGGGGGGAUGGGGGCGGGCAUGGGCGGCAUGGGGGGCAUGGGCGGCUUCACCUCCUUCUCCUCCACCUCGUUCGGCGGCAGCGGAGCCGGGAUGGGAAACUUCCGCUCCGUCUCCACCUCCACCAAGAUCGUCAACGGGAGAAAGAUCACCACUAAACGAAUCGUGGAGAACGGUCAGGAGCGCGUGGAGGUGGAGGAGGACGGGCAGCUCCGAUCUUUAACCAUCAACGGCCGAGAGCAGCUGCUGAGACUGGAACACAAAUGAACAAACUCUCAAAAAAACAAAACAAAAACAAACCAACCCCUGUGUAAGAAGCCACUGUACCAGCAGCAGCAGCAGCAGCAGCAGCAGCAGCAGCAGCAGCAGCAGCAGCAGCAGCACAGACCUCAGCCUCCUCAGCCUCUCCAGACCUGCGCUCGCUACAAACACCCUCCACAUUCCUCUUUUACUUUGGCAUUUCCCUUAAAGAACACGUAUCACACGACGCAAACUGGACUUUUUCAACUUUUUAACACGUCGCACUCUCGGUCCCUCUGCAAAAACACACUUAAGAGUUUUAGAGAACGUUUCAGCGGCCGUUUUCUGCACACUAUUUAUUUAUUUUUUUGACAAUGAUACAGAACCCUCGAGCGGCAAAACAAACAAAAAAUCCGUGUGUCGUUCGUUCAUUCGUUUUUCAAAAUAAAACCAAAAAUAAGAAAA
Molecule: messenger RNA, 1518 nt
Organism: Boleophthalmus pectinirostris (great blue-spotted mudskipper)
Lineage: Eukaryota; Metazoa; Chordata; Actinopteri; Gobiiformes; Gobiidae
Gene: dnajb6a
Product: DnaJ heat shock protein family (Hsp40) member B6a
Biological process (GO): positive regulation of proteasomal ubiquitin-dependent protein catabolic process; protein refolding
Cellular component (GO): endoplasmic reticulum membrane; cytosol
Molecular function (GO): Hsp70 protein binding; ATPase activator activity
Source: RefSeq, a predicted model, not a curated record